Mycotypha africana is the source of this 990-nucleotide messenger RNA. RefSeq names its product Per1-like protein. Gene Ontology annotation, cellular component: endoplasmic reticulum membrane. The transcript has a single exon. The coding region runs from base 1 to 990 and encodes 329 amino acids. The record is from RefSeq and is a predicted model, not a curated record. NCBI's taxonomy places the organism in Eukaryota, Fungi, Mucoromycota, Mucoromycetes, Mucorales, Mycotyphaceae. Gene Ontology annotation, biological process: GPI anchor biosynthetic process. Gene Ontology annotation, molecular function: hydrolase activity, acting on ester bonds.
AUGAAUGCACCUUCGCUCAAACUAGUACUGCUGCUGUUGUUCAGUAUUGUUACAAUUUGUGCCGCGUCUUAUGGCGAUCAACAAUAUGUAUACAGACACUGUGUUGCCGAUUGCGCUUCUCGAACUGACAUUUCGGAACUCCCUUUUUAUCUACGUCUAUUACGCUGGAAUGUUCAGCAAAAUUGUGGCUACCAUUGUAUGCAUCAAAUAACGCAACGAGCUAUUCAAGAAAACACAAAUAUUUACCAGUACCACGGUAAAUGGCCUUUCUAUCGCCUAUAUGGUAUUCAGGAGCCAGCUUCAGUUCUUUUCUCUAUUUUAAACGGACUCAUGCAUUUGCGUUAUUUCCAAAUUAUUAGACGACAAGUUAAUGAGCUUUACCAACCUUUGAAAACUUACUAUUUGAUUACUUCUAUCAUCGGCAUGAAUGCUUGGCUUUGGAGUACUGUGUUCCAUACCAGAGAUACCCCUUUCACGGAGAAGAUGGAUUACUUUAGCGCAGGAUUGUACAUUUUUUAUGGGUUGUGUGUUGCUGUCAUUCGAAUCUUUGGUUUGCAGCGACGAAAAAGAGCAACAAUGUUGAUAUCAGGAUGGACAGCUGUUUGUGCGGUUCUCUAUAUAGCUCACGUUACUUAUCUGUCAUCGCGAUCAAGGUUUGAUUAUGGGUAUAACAUGAAGGCCUGUAUAGCAGUGGGAUCUUUACAAACAACUCUAUGGUUGAAUUGGUCUAUUUUACAAUACACGCGAUGGGGGAAGAAGGAACAAAGACCAUUUGCUUGGAUGGCAGGUUUAUCUGUCGUACUGGUCAGCUGCGCUAUGUGCUUAGAAGUCUUUGAUUUUCCACCGUACAAAGGCGUCUUAGACGCACAUUCUUUAUGGCACGCCUCUACUAUCCCGUUAGCACCUUUAUUCUAUAAAUUUUUGUUAAAAGACGCAGAAUUGGACUCUUUAUCGAAGGUGGACAUAAGCAAGAAAAGAAGAUUAUCUUAA